GAGAUGCGGAAAAAGUUGUAGGCUCAGAUGGGCUAACCAUUUGAGGCCUAAUCUCAAGAAAGGUGCAUUUUCUGCAGAAGAAGAGAAACUUAUCGUCGAGCUUCAUGCUAAACUCGGCAACAAAUGGGCUCGCAUGGCUGCUCAGCUUCCAGGAAGAACAGACAAUGAAAUCAAGAACUACUGGAACACCAGGCUGAAAAGGCGCCAACGUGCCGGCUUGCCAGUUUAUCCUGAAGAAGUAGUGCAACAAGAAAAGCACCAGCAACUCAAUUCUUCGUCAUCUGUGUUAGCUUCAUCCCACCGUCCGAAUCAAAUUCCAUUGAAUUUUUACGAAACGUUUAAUUCUCAACCAAUGAUCGCCCCUCCACAAAACCAGCCCAACGCUCCAUAUAUCAACCACCAAUUGAAGCUUUACCGUGCCAGCAAUGGCAGCCUCGCCCUGUCGUUGGCCAACUCAAACUCGUCGUUCACUCCAUCCGUUUUGCCUGCUGCGCCGUUUUUCAGUCAGGGGUUGUCGAAUCCGUUGCCAAUUCCUUCGUUGCUUCAGUACAAUUCUCUCAACUAUGACAUCAACACUGAUCCGGAGAUAAGGGUUGUUGGGCUGCCUUCAAUCCAAUCGUCGGUGCAGGGGACAGUAACACCAGCCGCUUCUUCAAGCGACUUUGUGAUGGGGACAACAUCAAGUGAUGCUGCUGACGAUCAGUACGACGUUGAAACAAGCUUUUCACGAUGUAAUAACAGCGGUUUGUUGGAGGAUUUGUUCGAGGAAUCUCGAGCUUUGGCAUGUCCUGAAAAGCAAGAGGACCCCUUUGUUGCUGCAGCUGAAAAUUUGCAUGAAGAAGCAACAGGUUUUGAAUUUGGCCAGGAGAAUGCUAGUUCUGAUAAUAACUAUAAAGGCCUGGAAACUAAGGCUCCAGGAGAGGCCAUCGCUUCUAUGGACGAUGAUUUGAUGAACCUUCUGGACAAUUUUCCAUUAUCGGUUCCAAUUCCAGAUUGGGAUGAAGGAAAUGACAGUGACUCGCCCGUCUUGACCAAUGAUACAAACGAAACGGUAGAAAAUCAAACGGACGCUUCACAGUACAACCCAGUUGCGGCCUCAAUGGGGACGUCAAACCAAGAUUGGAACUUUGGCUCCUGCCUUUGGAACAACAUGCCCAGCAUCUACUAGCUAGCUAGACAUGGUAUCAAUGCAACUUCAAAAAAUUCAGAUUUAGGAGAAGACAAAGAUUGAAAGAUUUCAUCUUUAUAAUUUGUCUGUUGUAUUUGGAUUUGUGUAGACUUGUUUGAUUUCAGAUUGUUGUGUCAAUUAGUCCAUGAAGUCCAUCUUCCCCUUUGUGCCAUGAAGGAGUUAUGUAGUAUAAGAAUGCAGUUGUUCCGACCAAAUAGCAUAUUUUGCUUACUUGGUUGGUGAAUGUGUCUUGUAACAUUUUGCAAGUGUUGUGUUGAUUAGUUCUUGAUUUUGACAUUA
This is a messenger RNA of Sesamum indicum (sesame), 1468 nucleotides long. RefSeq names its product myb domain protein 101 (gene MYB101). The record is from RefSeq and is a predicted model, not a curated record. Lineage: Eukaryota; Viridiplantae; Streptophyta; Magnoliopsida; Lamiales; Pedaliaceae.